AUGAAUCGGCCGUUGGCGGUUUGUACUGCACACAUCCAUUGGGACCCAGAGCUGUGUGACGUUAAACUAGUGCAAACGAUGAUGCUUGUACAGGAGUUGGACAAAGUGCUGAAAAAACUGGAAACUACCUACAACAUCCCAUACGAUCAUCUGCCCACCCUCAUUUGUGGAGAUCUGAAUUCACUACCUGAAUCCGGCGUGUGUGAAUUUCUAUCCACCGGAAUGAUCAACUCUCACCAUCCGGAAUUAAAAGACUUCCGUGGUCAGAGCUGUCUGAAGGGUUUAAGCAGCGGAGGUCCAGUGGACGUCUGCACACAUCCCUUGCAGCUGCAGUCGGCUUACGAACCUGUCGAUAUCCCAUUUACGAAUUACACCGGUGACUUCAAGGGUGUGAUAGACUACGUUUAUUUCUCGCCGGCGUCUCUGCUCCGCCUGGGCGUUCUUGGUCCGUUGCAACCCGAGUGGUUUUUGGAAAACAAGAUCGUCGGUUGUCCUCAUCCAAGCAUCCCCUCUGACCGUAAGUCAACUCUGAUCACAUUUACGUUAGCUGAUUUUCUUGAAAUUUACGGUUGA
Molecule: messenger RNA, 573 nt
Organism: Soboliphyme baturini
Lineage: Eukaryota; Metazoa; Nematoda; Enoplea; Dioctophymatida; Soboliphymatidae
Source: the annotation of a GenBank genome assembly